Solanum stenotomum is the source of this 417-nucleotide messenger RNA. RefSeq lists its product as uncharacterized. The transcript is spliced from 2 exons. Lineage: Eukaryota; Viridiplantae; Streptophyta; Magnoliopsida; Solanales; Solanaceae. Gene Ontology annotation, molecular function: RNA-DNA hybrid ribonuclease activity; nucleic acid binding. The record is from RefSeq and is a predicted model, not a curated record. Bases 1 to 417 code for a protein of 138 amino acids.
AUGGCUGAGUAUGAAGCUUGCAUUCUCGGUCUGAAGAUGGCAAUUGAUAUGAAUGUUCACGAGUUGCUGGUUAUUGGAGAUUCUGAUUUGCUAAUUCAUCAGGUUCAAGGGGAAUGGGCCGUGAAGAAUCCAAAAAUCACACCAUACGUGCAAUAUAUACAGAAGUUGUGUAAAAGAUUUCGCAAGAUUGAGUUCAGACAUACUCCCAGAACACAAAAUGAGUUGGCCGAUGCUCUUGCCACCGUUGCCUCAAUGAUCAAACAUCCGGAUACAAGUUAUAUUGAUCCGUUGGAUAUAGAGGUUAAAGAGCAGCCUGUUCAUUAUACAUGCGGGAGUUUGUGGUACUCACAUGAAUGGGCUCACUUUGGCGAGGAAGAUCUUUCUCGCCGGUUAUUUUUGGACGACUAUGGAGCAUGA